Paramisgurnus dabryanus is the source of this 2144-nucleotide messenger RNA. RefSeq names its product stomatin (EPB72)-like 1 (gene stoml1). Lineage: Eukaryota; Metazoa; Chordata; Actinopteri; Cypriniformes; Cobitidae. Gene Ontology annotation, cellular component: plasma membrane. The record is from RefSeq and is a predicted model, not a curated record.
CAUGCUAAAUGCGUCAGAACGCGGAAGUGUUGUUUGUUUUGAUCAUCUUGCGACGGAUGGAGUUUAAAAUACGCUGUUUCCAAGCAACAUACACCAAAACAAUCACGCAGCGAGGCUGAUUUAAUGAAAGAGCAUAAAAAUGUUCGGCAAGUCUACAGAUUAUGAGUAUCGAUCACUUGCACAGAGAGAUGAGUGCAGUAAUGCACCGGGUUUGUUUUCACAUGCAGCCUUCACUUACAGUCAGAGUGAUCAAAGAGGACAUUCAUUCGAUUAUGUGCCUAAAAUCGCUCAAAAUGACUUCACAGAUAAAUCUCAAGGAUUUCUGUCCUGGAUUUGCAACUUGAUUGUAACGUUCCUGCUUUUCCUGGUCACAUUUAUAACCUUUCCCAUAUCUGGAUGGUUUGUUUUAAAGGUCGUACCUAACUACGAGAGGAUAGUUGUUUUUCGUCUGGGUCGGAUACGUCCACCAAAAGGUCCAGGGGUGGUUCUGGUUCUGCCCUUGAUUGAUCAGUGGCAGAGAGUCGACCUGCGAACCAGAGCCUUUAACAUUCCACCCUGCAAGGUGACCACUAAAGAUGGCGGUCUGGUGUCGGUAGGAGCAGAUAUUCAGUUUCGGAUAUGGAGUCCAGUGAUGUCAGUGGUGGCAGUGCAGGACCUGAACGCCUCCACUCGACUCACGGCACAAAACGCAAUGAUGCAGAGCCUCAACAAAAAAACCCUGAGGGAAAUACAGAGAGAGAGAAUCAAACUUGGAGAGCAUCUUGGAAUGGACAUGAAUGAGAUGACAAAGCCGUGGGGUCUGGAGGUGGACCGUGUUGAGCUCCUGCUGGAGGGUGUGCUUCGGGAACCAGAAGGGUCUCAGUCAGGAGGACCUUUUAUUAUGCCCCCAUCUGUCCCGGGGUUAGAAGGUCUUACUGGGCCCUUACAGCAACUAGCCAUGCAUUUUCUGAGCCAGACGUCUGAAUCUCAAACCAGUAAAGAUACAGUGAGUUUUGCAGAUGAGCUGAGUUCAGCGCCUGCAGCAGAUGUUAAAUACAGCAGUGUGGAGGGACUGUUGGAUCGGGUCAGAUCGGUACUGAAUGAAGAACUGGUCCAUCAGAUCAAAGCCUGUUAUCGCUUUCAGAUCUCCACUGACUCUGGACAAACCAACAACUACUAUGUUGAUCUGACAGAAGGUCGUGGAGCAUGUGGUGUGGGUGUCUUGCCGAGAGAUCCAGAUGUUUCUCUGAGCGCGAGCGAGCAGGAUCUGCUGGCCAUGUUUCAGGGGGACCUGGCGCCGUUUGCCGCUUACAGCAGCCGUCGACUGCGAGUAGAUGGAGAUCUGAACACCGCCAUGAAGCUCGAAACUCUUAUUAGACUCCUCAAGAGCACAUGAAAGGACUGAUCAUAUUCACUCUGAUAUAUUUAUAUCGAUCUAAUUUAUUUGACAAAAUAUACACCUAUUGGUAAAAUUGAGAUUUAAACUAUUACAAUAAUUAUUAAGUUAUAAAAACAUUUCAUAUUCAAAAUGGUUAUAUAAGGCAUUUCAUUUCUUGUUGUUUCAGUAUCAUUUUUAUCACUCACUUAUUGCGUUUAUAAUUUUGUCUAGUGUUGUAUAAAUCUAUUUAUUACUGAUUAAUGAGAUUACUUUUUGUCUGUAUUUGUUUGCUUAAAGAAAGUGUUUAUGCUUAGGUGAAUAGCCUUGUUGCACAAGGUUGUGUGUCUCUCAGAAGCUGACCUCUGACCUCGCCUACCCUUGGACCCUACGCACAGCUGUUUACAGAGAAAACUAUUACAAGGUUAAUUCACCAGAGAAUUCAUUUGCAGUGUGGUUAUACCAUUGAUGCAGAAAUACUGUAUGUUGACUUAGCAUGUGCAGUACUGCUUAUAUAUAACGGAAAUGUAACUUUGAAAACUAUGUUGUUACAUUUAUGCAUUUGGCAGACUCUUCAUCUAAAGCAACUUAAGGUGCAUUUAAGUAUAUUUUUUAUGUACCCUAGGAUUAAAUGGCUCUUACACUUAUCCUUAAAUAAUAUGUGCUUGGUUUUGUAUCAAGUCUCUUGAUAUUCUGGUCCAUAGAUAUGGCUUGUGCCUCUCGUUCAAAGAAGGAUUAGUUAGACUUUCUUGCCCAUUUUUUCUACCAGAUAAAAAUCAAGUGGAAAAUG